This is a messenger RNA of Diachasma alloeum, 3531 nucleotides long. RefSeq names its product sphingosine kinase 2 (gene Sk2). Gene Ontology annotation, cellular component: membrane; intracellular membrane-bounded organelle; cytoplasm. Bases 1097 to 3022 code for a protein of 641 amino acids. The transcript is spliced from 8 exons. Gene Ontology annotation, biological process: sphingosine biosynthetic process. The record is from RefSeq and is a predicted model, not a curated record. Lineage: Eukaryota; Metazoa; Arthropoda; Insecta; Hymenoptera; Braconidae.
UCAACAUCUUCCAAAUCUUGAAAAAGAUUGAACUAGUUUUUUCAGUUGCAAUUUUCUAAUUUAAAACAAUUCACUCAUUUCUUAUGGGAUUUUACAUCGAGAUGUAAUACUUUAAUUUCCCUUUAAUUGAGAGAAUUCAAUUUGGGGGACGAGUUCAGGUGGAUUUAAACGUCUUCAAAAUCUUUGAAAUCUUGGAAAAGAUUGAACUAGUUUUUUCAGUUGCAAUUUUCUAAUUUAAAACAUUUCACUCAUUUCUUAUGGGAUUUUACAUCGAAAUGUAAUACUUUAAUUUCCCUUUAAUUGAGAGAAUUCAAUUUGAGGGAAGAGUUCAGGUGGAUUUAAACGUCUUCAAAAUCUUUGAAAUCUUGGAAAAGAUUGAACUAGUUUUUUCAGUUGCAAUUUUCUAAUUUAAAACAUUUCACUCAUUUCUUAUGGGAUUUUACAUCGAAAUGUAAUACUUUAAUUUCCCUUUAAUUGAGCGAAUUCAAUUUGGGGGAAGAGUUCAGGUGGAUUUAAACGUCUUCAACAUCUUCCAAAUCUUGAAAAAGAUUUAACUUUUUUUUUCAGUCGCAAUUUCUCAAUUUAAAAAAUUGCAUUCAUUUCGUAUGGGAUUUUGAAUCGAAAUGUAAUACUUCAUGUUAGAGUUCAUGAGAUUAUGGUGAGGAAACUUUAGGUGGAUUUGAAUAUGUUGAACGUUUCUUAUUCAACAAAAACAUUUCAAAAUAAAUUCUACAACAUUCAAAUAAUAUUUACUGUUAUUUUGUGUUUAAAUUCCCAAUUUUGGAAAUUAGAAUAUUUCUUCGGGUCAAAUGGAUUUUUUAAUUGAAAGAUCAUGUGGAAUUCAUUGUUCGGAAUGAUUUGACUAUAGAAUUUUAAAUCGAAUUCUAAAAUUAAAUUUGUCGUUUAUAAUGACUUUACAUUAAAAAUUUAUUGAAAUUCAUAAAAAAACCAUUUCAUUUCAAUUAAUUAACUUCAUUCAAAAAGUUUUUUCGUAUUAAAUCCAAACGUCAAACGGGAGCUUGUACUCAAUGCCAAGAGGAACGAGGCGACAUAAUAUAUUAAAUCCACCAAAUAAUAGAGAAGCAUCUUUGGAAUCAUGGACGAGGAUACGGUGCGUCCGAGUACCCUGCUCGAGGAGACAUUCUACAUAACAUCGAAGAAGAACACCUAUUACAGAGUUAAAUUAAGUGAUAAAGGCCUGAGCCUCCAGAAGGAGAGCAACGGAGGGACGAAGACAGAGACUAUAGGAUUGAACGAUAUAAUCGGAUGCAGAUGCAUGAGAUCCAAGAGGAGUGCGGGGAGUUGUGCAUGUCGUCCAAGUGUCUCCAAGAGUCAACUGAGACUCGUGGAGUCCUCCUCCGAGGGCUUCAGCACUUGGGACGAACUCGAUACCUCGGUUUAUCUCUAUAUUUACGCGUAUACACUUAAAAAAGCGCGUGUUAAGGGCGCGAGGAGACGCGAGAGAACGACGAUAACACUGAGGUUUCGAUCGUUCGAUAAGUAUGAGGAUAAUUUGAGGGAGGCUAGCCGCUGGAGGCUGGCUAUCAAGUGUCUUGUUGGGAGGGUCACGAUACCCUGGAAUCUCAUGAGCCCCAGUCACGGAAAUCUCAAUGAUUUAUUGAAUGCAUGCGCAGGUGAGCGCAAAAAAAUUCUCGUCCUCCUGAACCCAAAAUCCGGUCCUGGCAGGGGGAAGGAGCUAUUCCAACGGCGAAUUCAUCCAAUUUUAUCGGAAUCUGAGAAAACUUAUGACGUACAUAUCACAAAGCACUCGAAUUAUGCCAGAGAAUUUGUCAGGACGAGGGAUAUAUACCAGUGGAGUGGUAUAUUAUCAGUCGGUGGUGACGGAAUUGUCUUUGAAGUUGUUAAUGGAAUUCUGGAGAGACCGGAUUGGGAUAAGGCGCUGAGGGAAGUGCCACUGGGUGUUAUCCCUUGUGGAUCGGGAAAUGGAUUAGCCAAGUCUAUCGCAUAUGCCAAGGGUGAGCCAUACGACUCGAAUCCAAUGCUGAUAAGUGCCCUAUCCGUCGUGAAGAGUAGACAAACCCCCAUGGACCUUGUUCGAGUGGAAACGCGCAAUCAAAUUCUCUUCUCGUUUUUAUCAAUUGGAUGGGGAUUCCUAGCAGACAUUGACAUCGAGAGCGAGAGCCUACGAGCCAUUGGCGCCCAACGCUUCACCAUUUGGAGUUUAGCCAGGCUCAUUGGAUUAAGAACAUAUAAAGGAAGGGUAUCAUACUUGCCGUGUGACAAAGUGCCCAUUGUCGCGAGCAAGAGCAAUGGAAAUAUCUACGAUAAGGAUUUCAAGGAUGGAGUCAUUAUUCCACACUCGAGGAGCUACGGAGAUGAGCUCGAUAGAUACUGUGGAGUUCGAGAGUCAAAGAGUUAUCACGAUGUUUUGGAUUCAGUUACGGGUGACCUUGACGACAUGUAUCUGGACGAAAAUGAAGUGAUAACUGAUAAUUUAGCACUGGAAACUGAGACCCAGGCACGAACGAGACUAGACAGUUUUUAUUCAGCAACAUCGCGGAAAUCUACGUACUUCAGCACUGGAUCUGCAUCGAGUUAUCACAGUAUGGAGGACAACGAAAAUUCAACGCCAGCAGAUGAAGAUAAUGAGAGCGGCAGUCGCGUAAUGUAUGGUCCAUCCUCAUCGCUUCCUGCAUUGACUGCGCAACUCUCCAACAGUUGGACACAGAUACAAGGUGAAUUUGUCGUUGUGCACGCAGUUUAUCAGUCACAUAUCGGUCAAGAUUGCUUCAUCGCGCCGAGAGCAAAGUUAGCCGAUGGUGUGAUAUGGCUAUUGAUCAUAAGAGCUGGAAUCACACGUACUAAUCUUCUUCAGUUCCUCUUGGGGCUGAGUACAGGCGCCCAUUUGACAUGUCCCGGAGUGGAAAUGAUACCUGUAAGAGCCUUUCGUAUCGAGCCGGAAGGUACAAAUGGCCACAUGACUGUCGAUGGAGAGGAGGUGGAUUAUGGGCCACUGCAGGCUGAGGUCUUCCCCUCAUUGGCAAACGUAAUGAGUCCUUGACCAGUGCCAUGAGAACACUUAUUUUAUGCACUUGAUGAAUUUCAAUCAAAAUUAAUACGCUCAUAAAUUACGCCGCUGCUGAUGCACCACUAGAGUAUUUUUCGAGACAAUUCCCUGAUCCUUUUUGUCGAUCAAAAAGGAAAAAUCAAUAAUUUUGGGGGAGACAAAGACGGAUUUGAUGACUAGAUCGAUCACUUCGAUCAUUCGUUAUGUAUUCGGGGAGAAUUCCAAUUGUAAAUAUUGUAUUUUGAUUGACGAGUGUUGAUCGUUCGAUUAGUUGUAGGAUUUAAAGAGAAUUGGGAGAAUUUCAAGUCCUAGGACGCAUGUGCCAAUGUUGGGGAGUGGGGAAGUGGGACGAGAGAAAUAUCUCAGUGUACAAGUGAGAUGAUAAAGUUUCUGUAGAAAAUUCGGUUAUAUUCACCAAAAAUUGAGCCUUCGUUUCAAUUUUUUUAAAUCAAUUUUUCAAAAUUUAAGGAAAAAUUGGAUGAGAAUUCUCAUAGACGUUUUUU